UCGGCUUCACCAACCAGCGCCACUAUAUACCACACCCUUCCCAACCACUCAGGCUGAGCCUAUGGAUUGCCCCUCUCGGUCUGCCCGUACUGGCUGCCUGGAGGCCCCUUCCUCGCCUCAGAAUGGCAGGCAAUACCAUGUACGACGUCGUGGUGUUAUCCUCGAGUCCGCCGGCCGCUUCCCCGCUACAUGAUGCCCCCUCCCGUCGCGUCGCCAUGCUUGCGUCCUCUCCUCUCGCAUUCUCUCCUCCUGCGAGCCCCCUCAGACCGGCGGCCGGCGCGUCGAAGAGCAAUGCGAGAGCGGCUCCUAUUCCCGAGGGAGCUGUCAGAGGAUUCGCCACCGUCGGCAGCCUCAUACGCUCUGAGCAUUUUACGAGCCGCCUAGACGACGACUUCGAUGCGAUACAGCAAGCGCACUCACGGCGAACAUCGCAGGAUAUCACAGAGCCUCCUUUGGCUGCGGAGAAGCCCAAGAAACGAACCACGAAGAAGUCUACAACUACUACUACUACCGCCACCGCUGCAGACGGCUCCGAGAAGCCCAAACCGAAGCCUCGAGCGCGCAAACUCAAACCCAAGUCAGACAAAGAAAUCCUGGACUCGGACGACGAAAUCCGACGCCCACUGCAACGACCUACAAAGUCCCCUUUCUUCGACGACGAUGCGACAGAACCUCUGGUCGAGCCUGCGGCACCAGCUGCGGAUGCGCCGAAGCUCACCAAGUUAGGCAAGCCCCGUAAGCCUCGCGCAAAGAAGGCCAAGACUGCGGAAGAUGGCGCAGAGUCUGUGCCAAAGCCAAAGAAACCGAGGGUCACAAAGGCGAAAGCAGGGGCGGGGAAGGGCAAGCAGGGAGAUGCGUCGCUCGUUUCUGCGCAUUUCCAAGAUGUGGCAGACGGAGGCGAGGGGUCGGCAACACGGCCUUCUGUAGAGGAUCACGACACUCAGGUCAAGCCUCAAUCGAUCUGGGAUGUGCCGGAAAGCCCUAAGCCGAAGAACAAGGCCGCACCGAAGCAGCGACAGCCAGAUCCCAUUGCAGAGGGAUUGGAGUUGGAAGAGGCUGUCGUAAGGAGGAGAGAUUGGACGCCGCCACCCGAUACCACAAUCGCAUCACCGUUUACGGACUCGACUGGAAAGGAGAACAAGAUCCUCUCGCAAAACGCCGAUGGCUCCUUCACAAACCUCCUCUCCAACUUCGCAUACGCACAAUCGCCAUCUGCGCAGGCCGCUGCAAAGUCGGCCACCGCAGCUCCAGGGGCCGUGGCUGCGACAAAGCGGCGGAGAAUCGAGCUCGUCGAGAUACCCAGCAACAACACCAACUCAAGAGACUCGUCCCCUGAGAAGGGUAAAGCACCGAAGAAGAAGCCGCGCACGAUUACCGACCUCGUCACGGAGCAGUAUGCCCUGAAGGAUGCACAACCGGUUCCAGAUGAUGCGACUAGCAACUUCUUUGAGCCUCAAGCUUCUACAACUACAACAAAAGUGCCAUUGAACGACGGACCGACAGCUGAUGGCGAUGCAGUACCAAAGAAGCCGGUGCGCAGGCGUAACAGCUCAAAGUCGGCCACAGAGAAAGCAGAUCCCAAGCCAAGAUCGAGGAAAGCAUCUACAAAAGCUGCCGCCAAGCCCAAGCCUGUCGCGGAGAGGUUGCUCAGUCCUUCGUCUGCAAUGUCGCGUUUGCAGCAGCAGGAUGUCUUGUUCGGAACAUCAAGUCAGCUUGUGCUUGAAGAGUCGCCGACAAUGGUGCGUCAACUACAGUAUGCACUGAACGAGUCUGAGCAGGAGGUCGACAAUGCUGCAUAUGACGCGCCGCCGCGAUGGCCACGGCUGGGUAGGGUGGAAGGCAAGCGCGGGCUUUGGGCUGCGAGUGCAAGAGAUGAUGAAGGUGGCAUGCUUGAGCACUUGAAAGACGUCUAUAUACCCGAGCCAGACCGAACGCAAGACAUUCCAUUGCUCAUGCAUGGCACUACGGAUGCACCUGAUGAGCAAGCCGAUGAUCAAUCUGACUUCAUAGAUAUUGACGAUAUACCACCGGAUCCGCCGCCACCAAUUACCAUAUCUUCUGAUCCACCAAUGCCACCUCCCACCACUUCACGCGCAACUCCAAUUACGAAAUUACGCAAUGAUGAUAACCAUAUCAAAGAUAUGGGAUUUAGAGACAUUGACGACUUCGCACAAGAUCCACCACCUUCCGGGCAGAAGCCAGCAUCGCCACAUAGCUUCGUUGAUAUUGAUGACUUUGACUUUCCCCCCUCUGCGCAGAUGCGGAGAUCGCCAGUUUCGAUCUUCAAACCUCCAGCCUCAGCACCGAUCACCAUGGACGGCUCACCAAAGAAGCGCGGAAAGCCACCAGAGUCACAUUCUACAGUACCCACCUCAGUCUCCGCAUCAUCGACGCCAAUACUGAAGCCCCGCGCAAAGUCAAAGACUAAGACCAAGACGCCGUCAACCCCGCCAACAGGCUCUGGACGUUUCAUCGACAUCGACGAGAUCCUCGACUCCGAAGACGAAGCCAUGCAGCUCCUCUCUCUCACGCCGCCCCGAACAACCAAACAAGUCAACUCCCAGCCUCUAUCUCUAAUCACCCUCUCCCCCACCACUUCGCCUAGCAAAACGAAGACAGCGAAAUCCACAACGGCCGACCCUGCCUUAACACCCAUCUACCGCACAUCAACCCCCCUUCUCGAAUGGCCCAACAUCAAACCCCAGAUCUUCUCACAGAUAACGAGUCAUAUUCGGUCUUUACCUCCAACACGCGACCCCGCCCACCCGACCUGGCACGAGAAAAUCCUCAUGUACGACCCCAUCGUCAUCGAAGACUUCACCGCGUAUAUCAACAUGUACACGCCCAUCCGCGUGUACAAGAAAGCCACGCAGAAGCAGAUUAAAGCGUGGAACGCGGAUAUGAAGAAGCGGGGUAAAGAGGUGCUGAGUGUGGGGAUUGGGAUAGAGAGGCAGAGGAAUGCGGAGGGGGAGUAUGUGGAUGAGGUGUUGGCUGUGGAAAAGGAGUUGGAGGGAAGUAUGGUGCAGGGGUGGUGUGAGAGUUUGAGUAUUUGUUGUAUUUGGGGUGAGAAUAGGACGAAGAAGGGGACGGCUAGGAAGGGGUUUUACUGAUGAUGAGGUGUUAUACUGUUCCAAUGCUCUAAUGAGAUACUUAGACACUGAAUUAGCGUCAUCGCCUUGACAUCUUCGCUUCCAGAAAUUCUGUCACAGACUGCAUCCAUCGGCAGUAUUUCCAUGGAGAUUUUGUCCAAGAUUAUUCCUCGCAAUUGUGC
Molecule: messenger RNA, 3271 nt
Organism: Alternaria rosae
Lineage: Eukaryota; Fungi; Ascomycota; Dothideomycetes; Pleosporales; Pleosporaceae
Exons: 1
Coding region: 123-3110 (995 amino acids)
Biological process (GO): DNA replication; DNA repair
Cellular component (GO): nucleus; Slx1-Slx4 complex
Molecular function (GO): 5'-flap endonuclease activity
Source: RefSeq, a predicted model, not a curated record